Messenger RNA from Colletotrichum scovillei, 2508 nucleotides. RefSeq names its product calcium influx-promoting protein ehs1. Gene Ontology annotation, biological process: calcium ion import across plasma membrane. Bases 369 to 2285 code for a protein of 638 amino acids. NCBI's taxonomy places the organism in Eukaryota, Fungi, Ascomycota, Sordariomycetes, Glomerellales, Glomerellaceae. The record is from RefSeq and is a predicted model, not a curated record. Gene Ontology annotation, molecular function: calcium channel activity. The transcript is spliced from 2 exons.
CUGUUUUCCCUCCCUUUCUGAAUUCUCCAAAUCCAACUCCGCCAUACCUCGACAGCCUUCGUUUGCCCGUUUUUCGUCGACGGCCUUUUCCGUCCAUCUAACCUGUUUAGUAGCAUCCUUUCCGCUCGACAGGCUGCACGCAGCACGACGACAUUUGCUCCACCGAUAGACGCGCUUUCAUGGAAUGAAUUGGUGGAUACAGCCAAUUUGCGAUCAAGCAUAACGACAUAUCGACCCUCGCUGAGCGUAACCUGCAUUCCCGCCAACACUCGGGUUCACCGACUCGCCGGCGAAAGCUUACCAUAGCGAGCGGCGUCUCGGUAGGAAGAGAUUCAACGGCAUCUGCCCCCGGAGGGCAUGUCCACACAAUGCAGCUCAGCCCUCUGCAAUCGCGACUGGCGGCCUCGCUGAUUGCGUCGCUGCUGCUCAUCGUCCUCUAUUAUCUUCUGUCUACUCCCACCUUCGCCCUCGCUGCGGAAUUGAGAGGCGACACACAGCCAGUCCUUGACGACGUCCAAUUCGACGACAGUCUCGAGCAAAGAAGCAGUCUCGAGCCAACGUACGAGCCCGAAUUCACUGCCUUCGACCGCAGCAUCAUUGGAAGAGCACCUGCCGGUGUUACGGGUCUAACGAACAAUGUCAAAGUCAACCGCAAUGUCCCGGGGAACUCGACCCAAAGUUUUGUCUUUGAAGCUAUCACCAUCUUCGCCAACUUCUUCGAUGGGACAGAUGAGGCGUUCAUGGUAGGACCUCGCGAAGGCAGCAAUGAAUCCAUCUCACCGGAGCUAGUCAGCAUCGAAGGCGUCAAGCCAGAUGAUGAAGAGCGCGGCCUACGCCGCAGGCAAGCUCAGGGAAGGACCGUGUACAUCUCAGCGACCACGUGUAUACAGCCACAGCGUGCGGCGAACAACACUAAAGAGGAUGCGCCACAAAUCACGAUGUAUAUCUCGACGUCUCAGGACAAUCAGACACCUGGACCAGGGCAGAACUCUACUCUACAGAAGGAGGUCGCCUUUGUAGAAGGCGCAGCAACCUUUAGCGUCAAUGCAACAGGCGACGUCUUCAUUGGAAUAGGCGCACCUUCGAAGGAUACCGACAAGUUCACAGGAGACUGGAACUUUGAUGUGGCGGCGUCGACGGACGAUUUCUUCCACAGUUUUGACGGAAAUCCUUCUGAGCUUCUCUGGGUGGACAGUGACUCUAGCGCUGCGCUCCUGACGACGCAGAACUUAACGACCUCCCAAAAUGAGACUUUGAUUCAGGAGAUCAUGGGGUCCGGGCUCCCGUUCAUUAUGUUCGUCGAGAACCGAGAGCAGCCCACAACCAAAGGAGUUAGACGUUCAAUGUGUGGAUUGGAGAACUACGCUCAAAUCGCUGCGAAAAAGGGUGGCAAAUUUGGCAACCUUGCCAGCACUCUUAUGACGACGAGAGGCGCCGGGAACCUGCCCAAGCAGCAAUUUUUCUUCAACGGGCUCAACGCGAGUGCUCUUUACUCGGGCAUCCUAGUCCGCACAAGCAAUUCGUCCUCGUCGAGAAAACGUCAAGACGGCGCUCAGAGUGGCGGCGGCGGAAAGGUUUUCGAAGCGACGCCCUUCGAGACCAAAGAUGGAGAGAAUUGCAAAAUCGUCACCGACCUGCAAUUUUGCAAUGAGACGGAAUACGCUGUGCCCGCGAACUCUAACAAGAUGAAUAUCACUCAGCUUGCGCAGUUCUACGACAACUAUGCUCGGGAUAUGUAUGCCAAUUUCCAGAAACAGCUUGCCCAGGUGGCCUGCGAAGCGCCAGCAGUACAGCAGUACUCCCUCGCGCGAAACUGCUCCGAUUGUGAGACUGCAUACAAGAAGUGGCUCUGCUCGGUGACGAUUCCGAGAUGCGAGGAUUUCACGAGUCCUACCAACUUCUCCUUAGUCAGGAACGUGAACCAGAGCUUCCCAAACGGAACUCUUCUACCAGUCGCCCAGCAAGACUUGUAUCCCAACAGAGUCAAUCAGCAUUCGAGAAACCCACUCAUCGACGAGAUGGUUGAGCCAGGCCCGUACAGGGAGAUUCUCCCUUGCGCCUACCUUUGCUAUGACUUGGUACAAAGUUGCCCGGCGUCGCUUGGUUUCAACUGUCCGACGCCAGAUGAUGACAUCUUCAACUCGAGCUACGCAGAACAGGGAGAUGGUCUAACCUGCAACUACCCAGGCGCCGUGCACAAUCCCUCUGGAUCCUCAUUGCUAUCAGUUUCAUGGGGUCUACUAUCGGCUCUCAUUCUCGGUACACUCAGUGCAGUCAUACUCUAGGUGGACGAGAAGGGGUGACAUGACCGAUCCCGCAGAGGGUAUUCAUUUUCAGUAGAUUGACGGCCGACUUUUGUAUAAUGGGUAACGGGCACGACGGGACAGUGUAAUGAGGGUUUUCUGGAUGAAUUGCAUGGCAUCGGCGUUAAGACACGACGUCUACUUUGAAAGGUUGGGACAAAGACGUCCUUGCGUAUGUUCAUGGCUGUAUUAGCUGUGCUGGGAG